GAAGGAGCUGAUGGGAUCGAUUCUGUGGUGCGCGCGUCCUGUGAAGUGUAGCUGAUGGUGCUAUACGCGUAAUUCUGGGAUCAGUUUUGUCCAUGACAGGGAUGCUAUACUGUUUAGCUGAGUUAAAAUCAUAUGAGCUGAAACCGGUGGCAAACUCAUCCAGUGUUUUAAAUGGUAGAAAAAGUUGAUGGCAUUCAAAGAACCAAACGAGCCUUUAGCGUGUGGUAUCAGGUUCGACUGGAUUUGGGCGUGAACUUUCUUCUUCUCUCUUUCCUGACAACUUGUUUGUCAGUCCCGUUAUCUUCUUCUCCAGCCCCGCAACCCGCUCGAUCUAGACUGCGUGCGCGCUGCUUCCAGGUCUGCCAUAUCUGCUCCUUCAAAUCCCCAUCCCAGCGUGCACUGUUCGUGGUACGGCGUUCUGUCAUUGGAUGGGAUCGCGCGAUAUACGGCCGAGUUUUCUCUUGGGAGGCUCUUCCUCUUCUUUCAUCGGUCAAUGGACGUACGAUGUAUUCUUGAGUUUUAGAGGUACAGACACUCGCAACAAUUUUACCAGCCAUCUUUACAAUGCUUUGCAUAAGAAAGGUAUCAACACCUUCAUCGAUAACGAGCUUAGAAAGGGAGAUGAAAUUUCACCAAUGCUUCUCAAAGCUAUUGAAGAGUCAAGGAUUUCAAUCGUCAUACUCUCUACAAAUUUUGCAUCAUCUACAUGGUGUUUAGAUGAACUGAAGAAGAUCCUUAAAUGCAAAGAAGAAAAGGAGCAAAUGGUUCUACCAGUGUUUUACGAUGUGGAUCCAUCAGAGGUACGGCAUCAAAAAAAUAAUUACGAAAAAGCCUUGACUGCACUGGAAGAAAGGUUUAAGGAUGACUCGAAGGUGAAAGGAUGGAAGGCAGCUCUAAAAGAAGUGGCCAAUUUGAGUGGGUGGCCUGUUGGGAAAGGGUAUUUCUAAUCAUUCCUGCCUACAAUCUAAACUUUUUUUCCCUGCUACUAAUUAUUAUACACACUUAUAUAUAUUAUAAAUUUAAUGUUGGACCAUAUAUAGAAAUUUAAUCGUGGACUAGAUAUAUAAUGUUCAAGUUCAAUUUAAACGUAUUUUAAAAGCCGAAAAGGUUUUCUAUUUCUGAAAAAAUUUAUUCAUUUAAUCAUUUUCUGUCACGAAAAAAACAUUAAAAAAAAUCACAAAAAUAAAACACUUCACACCAGUGACACAGUUGAAAAUUUAUCUCUGUGGCGUGGAUUUAUAUUAUACUAAAAAUUAUUUGCUUAUAAUGUAUGUCUUUUAUAGAUAAUUAUAUUUGAAGACCUUUAUGUCACAUACCAUCUACUCGACAUAAUUUGAUUUGAAAGAUAAAUUUUAAAUAUAUGUAAUAAUCAACACAUAUACGGCAUUAUACCUUGUGGUAUUUUUCAAUUCGGAAAAUUGUUCUCUCUUUUUUAUUUUAAAAAUGGAAAUCAAAUGAAACUAAUUUUGCUACUUAUUUAUUUUUUUAUUUUUUUCCUGAUUACAUAAGGAUUUGAUUUGGUUUUUGUGGGAAGGGGUAUUAUCUCCUAUAUAUCUUGCACCCUACCUGUCAUUUGUUAAAAACAAAAUACCUGGAUCUUGAUCCUAUGUAUUUCUGUUUAUGUGAAAGGUCAAACUUACUAUUUUGUUUUAUUUUAUUUUUAAUAUGUAUCUUGUGUUGAUAGGAAUGAGCAUGAAUGUAUUUUGGAAAUAGUUCAAAUGGUCUCAAGGAUCGUGAAUCGAACAUACUUAAAUGUUGCCAAGUAUCCUAUUGGGAUGGAGUCCCGUGUACAGGAUGUCAAUUUGCUCUUAGUAUUGGGAGUAAUGAUAUUAUACUCAUGGUAGGAAUCUUUGGAAGAGGAGGAAUUGGUAAGACAACUAUUGCCAAAGAAAUCUAUAACUCGAUUGCUUAUCAAUUUGAAGGUAGUUGUUUUCUUACAAAUAUUAGAGAAACUUCAAAGCAAGAGCAUGGAUUGAUCCAACUGCAAGAGAAACUUCUUUCUGAGAUCCUAGGAGACUAUCGAAAUAUGAAUAUUGCCUGUGUUGAUCGAGGAAUUAAUUUGAUAAAGUAUAAGCUUUGCUCUAAAAGGAUCCUUUUAUUCCUCGAUGAUGUCGAUCGGAUGUUCCAAUUAGAAGCAUUAGCUGGAGGAUGUGAUUGGUUUGGUUUAGGAAGCAGAAUUAUCAUUACGACAAGAGAUAAGAGGUUACUAAUUAAUCAGAAAAUUGAUUUUACAUACCAGGUGAAGGAAUUGGAUCACAAUGAAGCUCUUCAGCUAUUUUGUUGGAAUGCCUUCAAAAGAGAUAAACCUAUUGAGGAUUAUGUUGAACUCACAGAACGUGCAAUAACUUAUGCUGGGGGACUUCCAUUAGCUUUAAUGGUGCUAGGUUCGGAUCUAUACAACAGAAGCAUGCAUUAUUGGAAACGUGCAUUGGAUGGAUACAAAAUGAAUCCUAAUAAAGAUAUCCAAGAAAUUCUUAGAAUAAGUUAUGAUGGAUUGGAUGACAAUGUGAAAGACAUUUUUCUUGAUAUUGCAUGUUUCUUCAGAGGAAAAAAUGCAGAUUAUGUUACUAAAAUACUGGACGGUUGCGGUUUCUUCCCAGAUAUUGGUAUUGAAGAGCUUAUAGAUAAGUGUCUUAUAACUAUUAAUGAACGUAACAUUUUGGAGAUGCAUGACUUGAUACAAGAAAUGGGUAGAGAAGUUGUUCGACAAGAAUCACCCAAAGAACCCGGCAAUCGCAGUCGAUUAUGGGACCAUGAAGAUGUUCGGCAUGUAUUAGAAGAAAACACGGGAACAAAUAAGGUUGAAGGCAUAUUGAUAGAUUUGCCUGAACGAGAUAUGAUACACUUGAAUCCCAAAGCCUUCACGAAGAUGAAAAGGCUCAGACUGUUUAUAAACCGUAAUGCAGGCUUUACUGGAGGGCCUAACCAUCUUUCUAAUGAGUUGAGACUGCUUGAGUGGCCUGAUUAUCCUUUACAGUCUUUACCAUCCAAUUUUCGUGGAAAGAAACUUAUUGUUCUAAAAAUGCAUAACGGUUUCUUCAAGCAACUGGGUGAUAGAUUAAAGAAUUUCCAGAAGUUAACAAGCCUAGAUUUCUCUAAUUGUCAAUUCCUAACAAAAAUCCCUGAUGUUUCAAGUAUCCCGAGUUUAGAGAGCUUGAUUCUAGACAAUUGUAUGAGUUUGGUUGAGAUUCAUCCUUCUGUUGGAUCCCUUGAUAAACUUGUUGCGUUGAGACUUUUAGAGUGCUCUAACCUUGGGAGUUUUCCAAAAAGUCUCAAGUUGCCAUCUCUACAAGUUCUUAUGCUUGGAGGUUGCUCGAGUCUUCAAGAUUUUCCUGAAAUUGAGUGUAAAAUGGAACGUCUAGAUUACCUUGACUUGAAGGGCACACCUAUAAAAGAACUACCUUCAUCCUUUGGGCACCUCAUUGGCCUUAAAGAUUUAGCUCUUGAAGGUUGCAAAAACCUUGUAAAUCUCCCAAGUAGCAUUCAUCAUUUGCAGCAUCUAAGGAGACUUUUUCUCAGAGAUUGUUCAAAACUUGAUAAGUUUCCGAAGAAAGAGGAGGAUGAAAAACAAUUUAUGCCUUUUACUGUUUCGAUAAAGGAAUACGAAACUUCAUCUUGUGCAGAACCAUCCUUGAUGCUGCCAACUCCAAAAACUUCAAGCAUUUCUAAUGAUGGUUGUUCCUCCAUUGUAUUUCCAGCACUGGGACAUAUAGAUGUUGGAAAUUGUGUCCUAUCAGGAACAGAUUUCUUUAUGACAGUUAAUUGUUUUUCGACAUUGGAACAGUUAGAUUUAUCAGGGAGUGAUUUUACUAGCCUUCCCGAAUGCAUCACAAGAUUUGUCCGAUUGAGGUGCCUUAAAUUGGAAGAUUGCAAGCAGCUUCAAGAAAUUCUAGAACUUCCUCCAAAAAUAGAAGAUAUAUAUGCAAGUGGGUGCAUGUCAUUGGCACGAUUUUCAGAAGUAUCAAAGAGAGCUCAAUUUCACACCUGCGACUUACCAGGGCUAGAAUGGAUUGAUUUGUCCAGAUGCCAUAAAUUGCUUGAGAAUAUAUCAAUGAAUGAAGUGGAAAAUCUUUUUCUGAACCAGGGACAUUUUCAGGACCAUCUGUUUGGAAUUAUAUUUCCAGGAAACAAGAUUCUAGAUUGUUUCAACCAUUGUAAAGAAGUUUCAAACAAAAGCGAAUGUGAAAUAUGUAUUAAUGAGCCUUCACAUCUGGAUGGGAAGAUCAAAGGUUUGGCUCUCUGUGCUGUUCUUGGAGUAAAUGAUGGACAGGCGCCCACUCCUAUUGCAUGCAGCAUCGAGAUCAUCAACAAUGGUUCACCAAGUUAUAGCGACUCUAAAGCAUUUAAUAUAUCAGGAUCUGAUCAUGUAUGGUUGCUUUACCACGUUCCAGAAUUUCAUGAGAUAAAGGGGGACAAUCUGCAAGUUAAGUUUUGGUGCUCCACAAGUUUAGCGUCCUUUAGAUGUGGAGCCCAUCUGGUACGCACGAGAUCAGAUAUACUGCAUCGUCAGCAUGCAUCUAGAUUUGUUCCAUGAGGAUGUUUGUUUGUGUCCACUUGGAUAUUAUACCCAAUGAAGAUUGAGGAGUCAUGAACAGUGGAUUUUUAAUGGUGAUGGCAACAUGGACUACAAUUGGUACCCACAACAUAAGAGGUAUUCUUCAAGCUUUGCCAUCAUAAUUUCAGGUGCAAAGUAGUCUAGAUCAAUCAAAUCACCCAACUGACACCAACUGCCAUCAUAUAUAUAUACACACAUAUAUUGUCAAUUGAUUUAUACUGUUGAAUCCUUGAUUAUUGAUGAUCUGGUCUUCUUCCUGUUCUGGAAGCGGAAUAUGACAAUGUUCAAGUCUUCGGUGGGAUUGACAAAUGGGGUUGGAUAUGGGAAUGCUAAGGAAACAUUCAGCAUUUGACAGUGAACGAUUUUGUGAGACGGCUAACUAUUUCAGACCGAGUAACUAGCUUGAGUUGCAACUUAGAAGAAGCCGACAGAAAAUGAGUCUAAUUGGUCAUAUUUGAUUCCUUUUCUGUAGUUUAGUCUUAUUAGAUACCCACUGUUGUCUUUUAUUAACCUCAUUUUUCCUUUAUUGACAGUGAGUUACCACUAAACUAUUCGCAAGAAUGAACAAAGCCUCAGCCCUCAAGGAUACUACCUCAUGAAGGGUUCUGUCAUUUGACAGAUUUGGCUUCUUUAAGAGUUGGUUUGAUUAGGUGGGAUUUCUCAGCUUUAAGAGUUUUUGUUUAAGCUUCCUCAUAUCAACUUGGGUGGAAUCCUAUUUGGCAAACUUUCCCAGAGUUUUAUGUACCUUGAACUUAUAUUUAACAAACCCCAAAUGGUAUAUGAUACUACCUUGCUUGUGAA
Molecule: messenger RNA, 5356 nt
Organism: Carya illinoinensis
Lineage: Eukaryota; Viridiplantae; Streptophyta; Magnoliopsida; Fagales; Juglandaceae
Product: TMV resistance protein N-like
Exons: 5
Coding region: 1697-4534 (945 amino acids)
Biological process (GO): defense response
Molecular function (GO): ATP hydrolysis activity; ADP binding; protein binding
Source: RefSeq, a predicted model, not a curated record